UGGAGUUGAAUCUUGCCUUAGUUGCAUUAUGUUUGAUCAAGGACCUACAACAACAUCAACAACACCAACCCAAACAAUAUAAACUAAUAGUAAUGUUAAUCUACAAAGAGUCAACCUCAAUUUCAUCAACAAGAAACGAAACAAUUUAAAAUUAAUUGUUAACCAUCAAUCCAUCAUUGACUGAUUAAUAAUCCGUCUUUAAAAAAAAAUCAAAAUCGUGAAACCAUUCAACUAGUUUACACAACGUUGCUAAAUUGUAAUCAUCUAAAUAACAAUUGGAUUUAUAAGAUUUGUUUAUAACCAACAACAGAAUCAUCAUCAACACCAACAACAACACUGACAACAACAACAACUACAUGAGUGUAUUUUGUUUACUGUGAUUGAUUGAAUUGUUGUUGUUAUUGUUUAGUUUGUCUUGUGUGAAUCAAGUUGAUUAAUUGAUUUGAUUGAUUUUCUUUUGUUCGCUUUUCCUUUUCAACCAAUUAAAUAAUCAACAUGACAACAAAUUGUAUUGAUAUUUUAGAUGAGGAAACAUGUGAUUACUAUUACGGUUGUAUUUCCAGGGAAACAGCUGAGUACAUACUCUGGGAUAAAGGUUGCAUUGAUUCAAUGUUUCUCAUUAGGAAAUCCAAUUCAGAUUAUGUGCUUUCAUUAUGCUACCAGAAAAGCAUUUUACAUUAUCGGAUAUCGUACCUUGGUAAUGGUGAGGUUAUGUUACAUGGGCUUGAGGCUCAAAAGUUUUCCUCCAUUGAGCAUCUUUUAGAAGGUGUUGAAGGGCUUGCCAUUAAACCCUCUCUUCCCUGUGAACGGUCAACCGGGUGGCAAUUACCACCAACUUAUUGGGGAUUAACGGUUAGUGAGAUACGUUCAUCAAUCAUCAAGAAAUCUCAUGAAUGGGGUUUCACCGAGGCAUUGGUCACCUUUCCCAUUGAAUAUCUUUCACUUGGUAAUGAUGAUUAUAACCGUUGUAUCCUAACCGAAGUGACCAAAUCACUAAUCAAUAAAACCCUCCAUGAGAUCCAACCAUGGUUCCAUGGUAAACUAACCAGAAUGGAGGCGGAAAAAUCACUUGAAGAGAGUGGCCACAAGGAGGGAAAAUUUCUAAUUCGAGAAAGGGAUCAAUCAAGUUACGCCUUAUGUGUUAGCCAUGAAGGUACAGCUAAACAUUAUCGAAUUGAUAUUCUUGCCUCAGGAGAACUGGCUAUUCAGGAUGGACACAAGUUUCCAUCAAUAAUGUCGCUGGUCAGUCAUUAUACUGUUUUCACCGAUGGCCUAUGGACUUCAUUAGGUGAACCCUGUCCACAUUUGAUGAUAACCAAUAACUGUGCUUACAUUAAUCCAAACAAUAAUAAUAAUCUUAAUCCAGUUAAUCAGAUAACAAGUGAACUUAUUUUAACAAACAACAACAAUGAUAAUGAAAAUAGUAAUAAUAAUAAUACCCUUAGGCAUCAACAACAUUUAACCGUAACUAAUAAUAACAAUAAUAACAACAUAAUGAGUGGAGUGCUAACCUGUAGGCGUAAUCAUACCCACCUACAACAUCAACACCAUCAGCAACAAUAUCAAUUACAACAAUCAGCAUCUCAGCAACAAUCAACUAAUUAUCGAUCCAUAUCAACUGAACGUUCCCGUAAUCUAAUUAAUAGUAAUCAUAAUAAUAGUUCAAUGAGAAUGCGGAAUAAUUUAACAGCAUCUUCAUCAUCAACAUCAACCCACUCACAUCCAACCUCAUCCUCUUCUCAUCACCAUUCAAGUGUUAAAUUAAAAGAUUGGUUAUCAACAAUUAACCAUAAAUGGAGCCAACUAAUUUCAGCGGUUACACCUAAAAAUGAUCUAUCCAAUUCAGUUAAUCAUAAUAAUAGUCAUGGUCAUCAAUUAAGUGUAAAUAGGUUAGCCCGUCGUGGUCAUCAUUUCUCAACCUUACCUCGUAAUCAUUUUCUUAAUCAAAAUAAUCAUCUUUCCCAUCAUUUUAAUUCAACUUCACAACAACAUCAUCAUCUUAAUCAUCUUCAACAAUCCCAGCAUCAUCCGAAUAACCAACGAUUACAUGAUUAUCAACAGCAAUCAUUUAACCAUCAGCAAUCACUUUAUGAUUUUGCCAAUAACGGUCAUCAAAAUUCAUUAAACUUUCGUUCAUUGAAUGUUGAGAUUAAUUCACCUUGGAUUAAUAAUCCUAAUCACAAUUUCCUGUUAAACAGAGGAAAUAAUUUCAAUUCUAAUCAUGUUAAUUUAUUGAGAAAUACCCAUGGGACUAAUGAGAUUGUAACAGAAUCAAAUCACUAUCAGGAAACUGAUUUAUUUCCAAGGCGAGAGAUUAACAAUUCAAAUCGAAACGUUAAAGAUGAAAUCGAAAGUGAUUCUAAUCAUCAAGUACCAUUUAUAACCAAUAAUCUUCACCAGCAUCAUAAUAACAACAAUAAUAAUCUACUAUCAACCUUUAAUUGUCCCAGUAAUCAGUUGAUUAGCUCAACAUCAAAUGGAGUGACAACAUUUAUCUCUACACAACAACAACAACAACAACAACAACCCACCAACAACCUUUCACUUGGCAAUAGUUUAAAUGGUGUCGAGUAUGUCAAAGGUAAACCUAAUGGUGGAUUCAAGGUUAAUGGUACCUCAGGACCUUAUCUAGUUAAGGGAAUCAUUAAAUCAUCAAGUGUUGAAGAUAUUUACACAGCAACAACAAUUAGCCAGAAAAUUUUAAUCUCACCUUUUGAUGAUGAAAUUGUCGUUAAUCCAGAUAAAUUGAAUAGUCAAGAUAAUGAUAAUGAUAAAGUUAAUCAGUUGCCUAACUCAUCGUCAAUCCUAAUCCCACCUCUUCCAGUGCCUAGAAAAAGUAAACCAGGUACAACUGAUACAAUUAAAUCAAUUGUCCAAUAUGCCAAUCAAGAGAUAAUUAAGUUACAACGUAAAUCAUCAUCAUUAGAUGAUUGUAAUGGAAAUGAUGAUGAUGAUAAUCAUCGUUCAGAUUUAUUAUUAUUUGAUGAGAUUGUUACUGAAGAUGAGAUUGAUGAUGAUCAAUUGAAAUUACAUCAACAUUGUAAUCAACAGAUUAAAACUUUAAUUGAAUUGAUUACCGAUGGUUAUUUUAAUCAAACCUUUAGGGGAUCAAAUUGGCCAACAUCACCUCAUGUUAAUACAACAGUAAAUACCAAUGAGAUUAUCCCACUAUCAUCAUCAUCAUCAUUAUCAACAACAACACUAACAACAACAUCAACCAAUCCCUUUACUCCUUCAAUGUCAUCUUCAAUAUCACCAACAACAACAACAACAACACCUUCAAGUUGCCUUAACAAUUUAAAUGCCUCUAAUUGUGCCCAAUUAGUAGUUAGUACUAAUGAAAUUAAUCAUAACUCCCGUCCAAAUGACAAAGUAACAACAUUUUCAGCCAGCAUUACCACUACGACCCCGACUACUACCUCAACAACAACAACAACAACAACCACAUCAACACCUUCAAUUACAGCAGCAACAACAACACCAACAAUACCAAGUGAAUCUGUGAUUCAAUCAAAGUCUAUCUCCUCUGAACUGAAUUCACUGAAAACACCAUCAGAACCACCGAGUUCAUCUUCAUCAAUUCCCAAUGAAAGUAACAUUGAAUUUCUCAACAAGUGCUUACAAAAAGUUAAUUGUUCAUCACCAACCCAUCAAGAUGAUAAUCAUAAUCCAAAUUACGAAGAGAUUAAUGAAGAAUUGAUGAAAGAGAUUGAAGCAACUCGACCUUCAAUUGAAGUUCUGAGAGAAUUUGAUUUGUGCUUCUUACCAACGUCCGAUGAUAAAAGACGCUCAAGUGAACCUAAUAUAUUAAGUGAAUCAGCUAAUGUUAUUAAUAAUAAUUGUUCAUCUCAAAUUGGACCGGAAAUCAGACAAAAAUGCAAUAAACUUGGUUUAUUGGGAUCAACAAAGAAUCAACAACCUUCAUCAUCAACAACAACUCAUUGGACAUCAAUUGAUGCUUCCGGUGUUAUAUCAAUGUAUGAUUAUGAUGCUCUCAAGUUUGAUCGUGAGUUCAUUGUCAAGGAAGCCUCAUUGGGUCUAACCAGCCUUCAGUCCACUUCGUCGGGAUCUCAAGUUAAACUAAAUGAACUUGACCUUAUUUGCCUUGAGGAGGAUCCGGAAGAGGUGAAUAAAAGCUUAACCCGUUAUAGACAAGGACCAAUAUCACUCGAUCCAAAGUUUAUUACCUUACAAAAGCCCUUGGGCAAUGGCUAUUUUGGUGAGGUUUUCUUAGGAACCAUUCCCUCCUCAUCAGGUUGUGCCUCGAUUCAAGUUGCAGUCAAAGUUUUGAAACUCAAAGCGAUUCCCAAUCAUAAGAGUGAAAUCUUAAGAGAAGCCCAAACCAUGUCAGCCUUAGAUCAUAAACACAUCGUCAGAUUAAUUGGUGUCUGCGAGGUUGAUCCAAUCAUGAUUGUUAUGGAAUUAGCACCAUUGGGACCAUUGAAUCAAUAUUUACUUGACCAUGGGUUUGUGGUCACUAUUAAGGACAUAAUUGCCCUUCUCUUGCAAGUUGCAAUGGCGAUGCAAUACCUUGAAAGUAAACAAUUUAUCCACCGUGACCUUGCGGCAAGAAAUGUACUAUUGGUGAACGAAAAGUUUGCCAAAGUUAGUGACUUUGGCAUGUCAAGAGCACUUGGAAUUGGUAAAGAGUAUUAUAAGGCUAAAAGUGCGUCCAAAUGGCCAUUAAAAUGGUACGCACCCGAAUGUAUCUAUUAUUUCAAGUUUAGUACAAAAUCUGAUGUUUGGUCUUAUGGUGUUACCAUGUGGGAAUCUUUAUCCUAUGGACAGAAACCAUAUGAGGGUAUGGAUGGUCAAGAUAUAUUAAGAUUAUUCCGUGAAAAUCGUCGACUUCCUAAACCAGAAAACUGUCCACAAGAAAUAUAUCAACUCAUGUGGAAAUGCUGGCAAUUCAGGCCUGAAGAUCGUCCAACUUUUUCUGAGAUAUGUCAAACCAUGACAACGUAUUUUCUUUGCUCAAAUAUUUGAUAAAAAUGUUCUAAAGAGAGAAAAAAGUUUCCAGGAAAAUGUAAAGAGGUGAAAGGUCGUGAAAAAAUGGAAACUGAGGCAAUAAAGUGAAAAUUCUGAGCGAGAGGAAUUGUAUCACAUUAGAUUAGCAACAAUCAAGCUACCAAGAGGAAGGAAAAUGAAACGAUUCACUGAAUGAGAUAUUAAAUGGAGAGAGGAAAACGUCAAUUUCAAUUCUGCUAAUUUGCUAAAUUAUCAUCAUCUCCAUUCAGUUCUAUCACCAUCUUCACCAUCAUCAUGCAAAUGGAUCGAGAAACAUUCAAUUCUGAAUACAAUGUAUCUAAGUGAUCAUCAUCAUGGAAGAUACAGAAAAAAAAACUCCAACUGGAAACAAUGGAAACGGAUGUUAACUUUUCAUAAUUAAUGUAAAUGCUCAUCAAAAGAUUCAUAUAAAUGCUACUUGAGCAUGAACAGUUAUCCUCAUCAUCACCAUGAGACAAUUUUAAUCAGGGGCUGAGUAGGAUGCUGGAAAUAAUUUAUAUUCAAUCGGAUUAAUAACAACACUUUUUGACUAAAUUUUACUACUUAUUUUUUUCCUCAAGUUGAUUUAUCGUUUUGUAUCAGAUGAAAAUACGAUUUGGUUAAUCAACUAAUUCAUCGUUAAUCUAGAAAGGUUAAUCUUAUGUAAUAUAAUCUGAAAAAUCUUGUAAUUAUCCGAUGUAAAUUGUUAUGUAUUAAAUUUGAAUUUAAAAAGUAAA
This is a messenger RNA of Panonychus citri (citrus red mite), 5723 nucleotides long. RefSeq lists its product as uncharacterized. The record is from RefSeq and is a predicted model, not a curated record. NCBI's taxonomy places the organism in Eukaryota, Metazoa, Arthropoda, Arachnida, Trombidiformes, Tetranychidae. Gene Ontology annotation, molecular function: signaling receptor binding; transmembrane receptor protein tyrosine kinase activity; ATP binding. The transcript has 10 exons. Bases 496 to 4986 code for a protein of 1496 amino acids. Gene Ontology annotation, biological process: cell surface receptor protein tyrosine kinase signaling pathway; protein phosphorylation; cell differentiation. Gene Ontology annotation, cellular component: extrinsic component of cytoplasmic side of plasma membrane; signaling receptor complex.